This is a messenger RNA of Pseudo-nitzschia multistriata, 1239 nucleotides long. The record is from the annotation of a GenBank genome assembly. Lineage: Eukaryota; Bacillariophyta; Bacillariophyceae; Bacillariales; Bacillariaceae.
AWUUUUUGCUCUGCACCCUGCUUAAUAGCUCGAGACGUCAAAGCAUGGAUCCGUUUGGUGCGAAAACGAUUCUAUUGGCCACGGCCACGUCCAGUUUUCUGUCGCUGCGGGCGUACAAGCGCAAAUCGUUGACGCCGGAGGGAUCCGUCGCGGCCUUCGCCGUGGCCUUUUUCUUGGUCGGCAGCGGGCUGCGAGGCAUGAACCUGCUCACCUUUUACUUCAUUUCCAUGAAGGCCACCAAAUACAAGGUGCGUUUGUUUYGUCUCGUUUCGUUUCGUUUCGGUACUAUCGGACGUGGAGUGGAAACAAAACCCAUUGAUACAGUAGAUCGAUUGGCUUGUUUGUGCGUUUGUUGCUCACUCGCACUGUGACGCCUUGAACCCAUCGCAACCCUGGCGGUGUUUGGAAUGCCGUGGGUUUGGCACCCCGCCGCACCGCACCGCAUCCGUUCGAAAAAAAAAAACCGGCCGUGCCCUCCGCAGAAGGAAAUCAAGAAAACGAUCGACGGAACGAUUGCCUCGCACGAGGGAAGCACGACGCGCGGAACGAGCCAGGUCCUGGCGUGCUCGUUGCUGGCCACCAUUCUCAGCGUGGUCCAUGCGUUCUACUGCGGACCCGAGCGCGCCGUGGUCUUCCCGCAAGACGGCGGCGACGGGGCGCUGUUGCUGUCGUCCCGGUUGACCUGCGGGAUCCURGCGCACCACGCGACGUGCCUGGCCGACACGCUGGCGAGCGAAAUGGGGAUACUGAGCCGAUCGCCCCCGAGGCUGAUCACCCAGCCCUGGAAGACGGUGCCCUCGGGCACGAACGGAGGGGUCACCCCGACGGGCUUCUUCUGGAGCGCCGCGGGUGGAGCGAUCAUCGGUCUCUCGACCCUACUGCUGGACGGCAUUUCGGGAAUCGGGGGCGCCGGUCCGUUCUACGCCGCUCGGAUGGUCCUGUAUUCGCUCGCGUGCGGCCUGGUGGGCUCCGUGCUGGAUUCGCUGCUGGGGGCCACGGUGCAGCAGUCCUAUGUCGACCCCGACACCAAAAUGGUCUACCAGGAGGAMGACCGUCGGCCGAAGUCCACGAAAUUGGUGGUUGGCCAUUCCGUGAACCUGCUGACAAACGAACUGGUCAACCUGGUGAGCGUCGCCAUCACAACGCUGCUGGGAGCUACCGUGAUUGGGCCACUUUUUUUCUGAGACGAGGAAUCACCAGGAAAUGAUUCGAUGCAAUCUUGGGAUUGAAGUCGAGCCA